Messenger RNA from Vidua chalybeata, 1680 nucleotides. RefSeq names its product ciliary associated calcium binding coiled-coil 1 (gene CABCOCO1). The coding region runs from base 43 to 891 and encodes 282 amino acids. The transcript has 10 exons. The record is from RefSeq and is a predicted model, not a curated record. Lineage: Eukaryota; Metazoa; Chordata; Aves; Passeriformes; Viduidae.
CUCACAGGUGGAACAGAGGCAAAAUAUCUCAGGCUUUAGACAAUGGUUGUCAAGGAUGAAGACCGAGAUCAGGAUGAAGGCCAAGAUCAGGAUGAUGUAGGUGGAGAAAAGAUUACUAGUAGGACAUUUCUUUCUCUUUCCCAAAUAACUGCCUUGUCAGAAGAAAAUCUGGAAGGAGUUGAAAAGAAGAUGGAAGAAUUUCUGAAUCUUACACAACUAAAGACAUCUUUGAAAGAAGCUAUUUUACUAGAUUAUUAUACUGCAGGAUUUUGGUGGGCUAAAGAAAUGAACUUCAGUCUUAUCCAGCUGUCAGGAUUCAUGGAUCUAUUAAAUUUCGCCUUGGAGAACCUCAGCAACAAACAUAUGACCUUGGGAGAUAAUUUAAAAGAACUUGAAAGAGCAAUGGCUGAAAUAGGAGAAACUGAGUCAGAAGAAAGAGGUGACCUAAAUUUAUUCAGCAUUGAGCAAGCCAAAGCAAUCAUUGAUUACUUGGUUACCAGCUUAUUUAAACACUAUAAAGCAUAUGAAUACCUCUUCCACGGUCGUAGAGAAGAACCUGUGAUAAGUAAUGAGAGUGGGCAGACUGUUUGGCUGACCUUAAGAUGCGUAUAUGAAUGCUUUCCAGUUCUGAGCACCUGGAUAGUAACAGAAAAGAAUAAGAUGGAACUUGACCAACCUGCAGUUUCCCCCUCAGAAUCAGAAUCUCAGGGGUCUGACCAGGGGGAUUACCUGCAAGAGCCCUGUCCAGAGGCAGCAUCUUCCGAAGUGGAUGCUGUAGCUGGAGUCACUGCUGAAGAUGAGAAGUCUGCAGUGUGUGAAAUCCCAAAUGAAAUUAUUGGCAACCUUGAGGCAGACGUAAAUGAAAAGCUGCAAAUGCAGGAAGAAGCUUAGACUUGGACAAGAGAAAAACUGAGAAAUCCUAAAUAGCCAGAUAAGAAAGGUGAUGCUGAGUUUUGCAGGAAUUGGUCAGCAGGGGAUGGCACAUACAGAGAGGCUGGCUCACUACCUGAACCAAAUUAUUUUUGUAUAGAGGAUAAUGGUUAUAUUAACAUUUACCUGGAAGUACUUCAUCCCAGUCCCUCAAAUUUACAUGUUCUGCCAGCAUUGUUGUUUAGUUUAGACUUAAGCUGAAGAUUAUAAACAGAAGGACACAUAAUUAAAACAUGUUGAAGUUCAGUUUAUUUCUGAAUACAAAUUCUAACUUAAAAAAAAAAAAAGCUGCAGUUUCAUUCUCCCAGAUGUGAAAUACUUAACAGUUUCUGCUUUACACCUAUGAUUUUUUUCAGAAAAUGUUGCUACAAGGAAAAUAUAUAGAGAGAAAACAUUAUUUUGAAGCACUGUAGAUAUAAUAAGGAGAGAAUUUAAUUAACAUGUAAUUACGCACCUUGCACUGUAGCUAUUCAUUAAUAAUAUGUAUUUUGUUUUAAUUUGCUUCCUAAGCUUUAAAAUAAAUUUAAUAGCUUGCACUUCUUUAUUUCCACCAUAUUAAUAUUGCAUAACUGAAGAGUUUGCACUUAAGUAUUCCAAGAAGAGUUUCUUUAGAUUUCAGUGGAUUUUUUUCUGGAAUGCAUGUAUCCUUUCAUCUGAGAAUGUUUCCAUAUUUUGUCAGACAUUAUAGAAAUGUUUCGUGCUCAAAAGGAUUCCAACCAAAUAAAUGACCUCAGAAGAACCGGUUGAACA